AGCCGAAACUGUAAUGGGCGGAGUCACCAUGGAGAGUCAAGAGUUUUCCGUUAACCACACAUUUCUGACCAUUCAUUUUUAGUCCAUGCUGCGAGGGACGUCGUUGAUAUAUAAGGAGCUCACGAGCCGUAAUGACCAGACGUGAAACAUGAUGCGAGAGAUAGCAGCAGUGGUUUUCUUUCUUAAGAGACUCGUGAAGAAAGGGGAGAAGCUGGAAUCUGACAAGAUCGAGCUGUUUAUCGAGAGGCUGGCUGUUGCGCUACAGGAGAAGUUCAAGGGUCACUGGUACCCCGAAAGCCCCAGCAAAGGCCAGGCAUACAGGGGCAUCCGAAUAAACAGAUUCAAUAGGCAGGAUCCGGAUCUCCUUCGGGCUUGCCGGGAGAGCGGGAUAAAAUAUAGUGACCUGGGACUUCCUCGUGAGCUCACGCUGUGGGUGGAUCCUGGAGAGGUUUGUUGCAGGUAUGGAGAGCAAAAUCCUUGCUUCUCAGUCGCCACUUUCAGGAGUGAUGAUGAGGAUGAUAAAGAUGUUGCAAAGAAGGUGACCAGCGCUCUGGAGAGAGUGACAUCGGACUACCAUUCGGGUUCUUCUUCUGACGAGGAAAGCACCAGCAGUUCCCCCCUCACUGUCCCCAACAGCCGCUGGACCCACCAGACCAUGAACCCUGGAGCCCCUUCCUGGCACCCCAAAAAGAUGGUGCCUGGGAAGGGUCACAUCCUUCCACGGCCUCACUACGGCUACAGGCCUCGCGGCAGAGCCUCCCACACGUUGAGGAGCAACGUUUGGAUCCCUCCCGUCUACAGAGCGUGCCCUGACUACUGGGACACGCAACAGAACGUGGCACAUAGUUACAGUUAGGGACCACGGUGCUUGUUGUUCACACUGGACAUUAAACCUAGAAAAAACUUUGACUGAGAUUUUUUUUUUUUUUUUUAAAGAAACAUGAAUUUUUAUAACACAAAUAUUGUUUUUCAGUCUUUUUUGCACUUUAGAUCUUUUUGUUAUAGUUGGAAUAAAUUGUAUGAAAUUAGGCAAUAAAAUUGGAAUUCUACAUGUGUAAUUUUGUGAAGUACUGUAUUUUUACUACAGGAGACGUUCAUGUAUGCAGCUUAAUGUCCUUUGUGAUGAAAUGUUUUAUUUAUUAAGCAAAGAUUUUCAGAUGUAUAGGCUUAAUGUUAUAAACUUUUAUUAAACAUUUCCAAGCAUCACA
Molecule: messenger RNA, 1208 nt
Organism: Poecilia latipinna (sailfin molly)
Lineage: Eukaryota; Metazoa; Chordata; Actinopteri; Cyprinodontiformes; Poeciliidae
Gene: btg3
Product: B-cell translocation gene 3
Exons: 5
Coding region: 149-856 (235 amino acids)
Cellular component (GO): nucleus; cytoplasm
Source: RefSeq, a predicted model, not a curated record